UUCUUUCGCAAAAGAUUCGAAAAAUGAGUCCAAUGCGGAUUGAUGAGUUUGUCCAACCCGGAGACAGUGACAAAGCAGAGUGCGUAAGCGAUGGAGAUUCGAGAGAGCGGACCACGUACGAUACUGCCUUGUAGAUGUGCUGACGAUGUUGCUUCCCUCCGGCAGCUGUCUUACAGUGGCCACAGUCAACAUGGAGCUUCCGAUUCGGCAUUACACGUCCUCACGGCAACUCCAACGUCAGCUCGUCCUGCGAAAGAUUUUUGUCAAAUCAGCCGUCAGAGCUGUUUCUUCUCUCUUGGUCUGCGUCAGCAUUUUUCUCAGAAGAAGGGCAGUGGAAGAUGACUCGACGACCAUGGCCAAAAUCGACGGCUCCACAAGCCUCUUUUCCUUGAACAGUCCACCAUGAAGCUGUCUGCCUGUCUCGGUCUCUUUUCUUGUCUUAUGCUGACAAGUAGCCAUGCUUUUAUCUUGCCGCACACCGCCACUUCUCGGCAAUCGUCGAGAUUGCACAUGGCGGAAUCUCAAUCGUCCCCACGAAGACGGCCGACCAAGACAGUGCAGGACAGGACCCCACGAGAGUUUCAGAGUUUGGUUCAAGAUAUAAUCAAAACCGCAGUAGAUGCUGGUCCCCGCGCUGGUCCAGCUCGAACCUUCCAGGCCUACCUGGCCGUGUCUCAAACAUUCCGAGAGUUUCUGCCAAGACCUGGGCAACCACUGGAACCUGUAUCCUUUCCCAAAAUUCUUCGCUCCCUCUUUGAAAGGCUGGGUGCUACCUAUAUCAAACUAGGACAAUUCAUUGCCUCAUCCCCAACCCUGUUUCCCAAAGAAUACGUGCUGGAAUUCCAAAAAUGCCUGGAUUCUACGGAUCCCUUGGAUUGGGCUGUCAUUGAAAAAGUGAUUGUGGACGAAUUGGGACCCAUCUCCAAUACCUUUGAAUACGUCGACAAGAAACCACUCGCAUCGGCCAGUAUUGCCCAAGUCCAUGCCGCCAAGCUGAAAACUGGGGAAGAUGUUGUAUUAAAGGUCCAGAAACCUGGUAUUGAUUCUUUGCUCAAGGCAGACUUGGGCUUUGUCUAUGUAGCAGCACUCAUCUUGGAAUUCAUUUCUCCAGAUUGGGAACGAACCUCUCUCUCGGCUGUGGCGGGAGAUAUUCGUGUAUCCAUGAUGGAGGAGACAGACUUUGUGACGGAAGCCAAGAAUACCGAGGAAUUUCGGGACUUUUUGCUAGAGAAUGGACUCAUUCAACAAGCCACAGCGCCGCGAGUGUAUCAAGAGUUCACGACCAAAAAGGUAUUGACAAUGGAACGAUUGCGGGGCGUUAGUUUGCUGGACGAAGAAACGAUUGCCAAAGCCAGUAAAGACUCCACGAUGGGGACGGAUAUCAUCAUUACCGCACUGAACAUUUGGAGUCUAUCCGUCGUUACCAUGCCCUGGUUUCAUGCGGAUGUUCAUGCAGGGAAUCUGAUGCUCUGCGAGGAUGGACGGGUUGGUUUUAUUGACUUCGGCAUCGUGGGCCGUGUGAGCAAGAAAACGUACAAUGCCGUCAACGAGCUCUCGACCGCAUUAGCAUCUGGUGACUAUGAGGGCAUGGCCGAAGCUUUGUGCAACAUGGGCGCGGCCGAUGAAAAAGUCGACAAGGUUCAGUUUGGUAAAGAUAUCGAACGCGUCAUGGACCGCAUUGGGGGCAUGCAGGCCGAUGUGACGGUCGGCAUUGCCGAGGACGGUACCACGACGGGAAGCUUGGAUUUGGACGAGACUGAAAUCACGAAUGUCUUGUUGGAACUAGUAGAAGUGACCGAAGAUAAUGGAUUGAAGCUGCCUCGUGAGUUUGGACUGUUGGUCAAGCAAAGCUUGUACUUUGACCGUUACAUCAAGAUUCUUGCUCCCAAUGUGGAUGUCAUGAGUGACAGUCGAGUGGCGUUGGGUGGCAAGCUCAAUGGAGAACCUCCUAGCAACAAAAGGGAAGUUGUGAUUGACGUUUAGACAGGAAAGCUCCCCCACUGUCCCCUUUGAAAUGAACAUAGUGCACAAAACCGAAUGAAAAGCUAAGACGUAGUUACCAAUCUUUGCUUGGAAGCAUAUUCAGAUACGGGGUUUUCGAUGUCGCAG
Molecule: messenger RNA, 2109 nt
Organism: Seminavis robusta
Lineage: Eukaryota; Bacillariophyta; Bacillariophyceae; Naviculales; Naviculaceae
Source: the annotation of a GenBank genome assembly